AUUGAUAGCUGCUGAUGCACGUGCUGCAACAUCUUCCCAAUUGGGGAUUCCUCAUGAGACUGAGGGGAAUUUUAUUGAAUGACAUUCAUUUUAUAUUAAAUUUUUUUUUAUACAAAAACACCUUGUACUGUGUUGUGCACACAGAAUCUCCUCUUGCUCCCAUUAAUUAGACGCAUUCAUCAUCUUUUGUACGCGUCUCUCUUUUGCGGCAGCUUAAGUGCACGCACUUUGUUGUUGUGAGGGAGGGCGCUAAGAAGGCAUGAAAAAUUGUCGCUCACAGAAACGAAUUGUUUGUAGCAUGUAAAGGAGGAAAAAAGCAUAAACAUUGCUUCAAUUGUGCGAUUGUUAUAUUAAAUUGAACGAUAAAAUCAACAUGACAAUUUAUUCGCCAAAUGCAAAAAAUCAUCCUUAAAUUGCUUUACGUUACACUGUUGGAAAGAGUUUGCGAGAGUGGCAAAUGGUGGUAAGAUUUAAAUUGUUAUUUAAUAUUUUUCCGGUUUUUAAUAUUCUUUUUAAUUUACUAAGAAAGUUCUUGAGAAGGGUCUGUUGAAAAAUUGCUUCUGAAAGAAUUUUUACUUUUUAGAAAAUAAUUGAAUACUUUGCAAAGCUUUCGGCUCUUUGUAUAUGUACUUACUCCAUUAAUUGAACAUACAUACAUUAAGAAUCUUCUAGGAGGAAUAUUCCGUCAUUCCCGGGGAAAAAAUGCAAAUUCAUUGAAAUAAUGUAAAAUCAACAUCAAAAGAAAUUAAAAAUAAAGUCAAAUCAAAAUAAAAAUACUUUUAUUUAAAGAAAACUGCCUUUUUCGAUUCUUACCAACCAAAAAAAAAUGAUCCGUAUUCUGCAGUCAAGAUAAUAAGAUCUUGAUCCCUUAAUAUUGCAUUUAUUUCAACUUUAAACUCUAUACGCAAAUUAAGAGAUCAAGCUUUUGAAAUCUUUACUCAACAAUAAGUGCCAAUAUUAAUUAAAUUAAUUUAAAUUCCUAUUUUUGGCUUAUCUUACUUUAAACCUCAUGAAAGACUCUUCUCAUCAAAUUAUGCUCCAAGAAAGAUCUUUAAAAAAUCGUUCAAAUAUUUUUUUAAAUGAAAAAUAAAUAAAUAAAAUUUACUCAAAACCUUUCCCAGCUUUUCUAAUAAUAUUUUCCGACGAUUUCUUUCUGUGUAAAGGGAGUUUUAUUGGCGCAAUCUUCUCAUAUUACCGAUUUCUUCAGAACAGCAAUUUCUUGCACGAGAUACUGUUGAAAAGAAAAAUUUUGGCGGAAAGAUCAUCAUCAUCUCAAAUUGCAUUGAUCCCAAUUUAUGCGGGAUGGAUUACAACGAAGAUGAAGAAAAAAUAAAAUAAUGAAAUUUAUUCCAUUGAGAUGAGUAUUGAGAAAUAUGUUGUGUCGAACAAGAGCUCAUCAGACAGGUAAUAAUGCACCUUUAGGAAAAAUAAUAUUAUAAUGUUUGUACAUUAAAAAUCCUUGACGAAGGGAAUUCCAUUGAGAUUGUGCAGAAAUGAUGGAAUGUUGCAAAAGUGCAAUCAAACUGUGCGUAUACCUGUGCGGAAAUUCAGUGAUGAAAAGAAACAAACAAUAAAAUUGUGCUCACAAAGGGGGAAGAGAAUUACGAAUAUUCUUGACGAUGAAAGUGAAAGACAAUGCUGCAGGUUGAUGAAGACACACAAAAAAAGAGUUUUGUCAUCAGAGGGAAGAGAGACAGUCAACGACAUUUCAUCUUCUUCGAUGCAGAGACAAUUUCAAAUGUGUCUACACUCAUGAGGAAUUGUUGUGUAGGUACAACCAUUAUGCAUUGUACAGUCACGGGGUUGGAACAGGGUGAUGGAGUUCGUUAUAAAAGAUCAAUCUUUCACGUGAAUCUCUGCCAUUUCCAUCGUGUUCCUCCUGGCAGUUUGAUCUCUCUUUUUUUUUAAUUCCUUCUAUUCAUGUUCACUUUUGGGAUUUUCCAUCCUUCCUCAUCCACCAUGCUGCUGAAUCGAUUUGGAAUAUUUGUGAUUUGUGUGGUUGCGUGUGCCGCAGCGCAUCCAUCGAGUGUCCCCUUUAAGGAUAAGGAACCAAAGUUGCACUCCUUUGGCGCCGAUGACUGGCGCAAGGUUUACAAUGAAAGUCACAGCCAUGUGAACGAGGUGGCCAAUGAGAGAGCACAGAGGCUGGGAUACACCACCGGAUACGGAAAUGGAGUUCAGGGCUACCCUCACUCCGCGAAUGGAGUGGGAAUCUACACGCCGAUGAAGAUUGACUUGGGUGGUGUCUUCCUUGGUGCUCUCGUUGGCAUUGGCGCCAUUCUCAUCCUACCCAAGCUCGUGAAUGCCUUUUCCGGAAACUACGGCAACUACCGCAGUGUUGAUGGCGAACAGGCCGGUCUGAGUGAGAUGCUGGCCAAGUUGGACACAUACCUGGGGCAGAAUAACAUCGACAGCGCUUCUUGCAUGCAACGUGCCGUGUGCUCCUACGUAAAAUCAUCCGAAGCAAAUAUGCGAAGCGGAGCAGCAGACCAAAUGGAUCAGAUUAUUCACGAGAUCUCGCGCAAUUCCAUUGUGGAGUACAUGCUCGAUGGAACCCCCAUAAAGGAAGCCCUGGAGAAUGGACGUAACGACAGGGCGGGUACAUGUGAAACACUCUAUCCCGGUUGUCGUAUGGAUCAGGAAACUCUGCUGCAGAUGGUGAAGCGCUUCCUACCCAAGAAUUAGUGGGGCAUCGAAGUUGUUUCUAUAUCGCUCAAACAUGUGGUGUGUUUUUUUUUACAAUUAUGAAUUA
Lutzomyia longipalpis is the source of this 2752-nucleotide messenger RNA. RefSeq lists its product as uncharacterized. Bases 1921 to 2685 code for a protein of 254 amino acids. Lineage: Eukaryota; Metazoa; Arthropoda; Insecta; Diptera; Psychodidae. The transcript has 2 exons. The record is from RefSeq and is a predicted model, not a curated record.